This is a messenger RNA of Thalassophryne amazonica, 1460 nucleotides long. It is a transcript of the gene purab, whose product is annotated as purine-rich element binding protein Ab. Lineage: Eukaryota; Metazoa; Chordata; Actinopteri; Batrachoidiformes; Batrachoididae. The coding region runs from base 63 to 908 and encodes 281 amino acids. Gene Ontology annotation, molecular function: RNA polymerase II transcription regulatory region sequence-specific DNA binding; DNA-binding transcription factor activity, RNA polymerase II-specific; purine-rich negative regulatory element binding. Gene Ontology annotation, cellular component: nucleus. The record is from RefSeq and is a predicted model, not a curated record. Gene Ontology annotation, biological process: regulation of transcription by RNA polymerase II. The transcript has a single exon.
CGGGCAGUCGAGGUUGCAGCAGGCAGAGGGAGACGGCGGAGGUAACGCAGGGAGGCAGCAUCAUGGCGGACAGAGACAGUGGCAGUGACCACGGAGGGCCCAUGGCAGGCCCCGGAUCGCUGCCCCCCGGCGCGAUGGGCGCCUUGUCCCGGCUGCAGCACGACACCGAAGAGCUCGCCUCCAAGCGCGUCGACAUCCAGAACAAGCGCUUCUACCUUGACGUGAAGCAGAAUGUUAAAGGCCGCUUCCUGAAGAUAGCCGAGGUCGGUGCUGGGGGAAACAAGAGCCGCCUCACUCUCUCCAUGUCCGUGGCCGUGGAGUUCCGCGACUAUCUCGGGGACUUUAUCGAACAUUACGCGCAGCUGGGGCCCACCAACCCGGACAUGGUGCAGGAUGAGCCCCGGCGCGCGCUGAAAAGCGAAUUCCUGGUGCGGGAGAACCGCAAAUACUACAUGGAUCUGAAAGAGAACCAGAGGGGGCGGUUCCUGAGGAUCCGACAGACCGUUAAUCGGGGGCCCGGAUUGGGAAGCGCGCAAGGCCAGACCAUCGCUCUCCCGGCGCAGGGUCUGAUCGAGUUCCGCGACGCUUUGGCCAAACUCAUCGACGACUACGGCGUGGACGAGGAGCCGGCGGAACUCCCGGAGGGCACCUCGCUGACGGUCGACAACAAGCGCUUCUUCUUCGACGUGGGCUCCAAUAAAUACGGAGUCUUCAUGCGGGUCAGCGAGGUGAAGCCCACCUAUCGGAACUCCAUAACGGUUCCGUGCAAAGUGUGGUCCAAAUUCGGCAACACCUUCUGCAAAUACGCGGAGGAGAUGAGGAAGAUCCAGGAGAGGAGUCGAGAGAAGCGGGCCUCCGAACUGCUGCCCGAGGGCCCGCACGGAGCCGACGACGGCGACGACGACUGACGCGGACCGAGCCCGAACUCUCAGUUUUCAGUGUAAAAUAGAUGGAGAAAAUCCAAGGGAAUCACCCCACACACACAACCUCCACAGACACGGCAGCAGCCGUGCUGCCCGCUCGCUCAUUUGACUGGAUGUCACCCCACUUUAUCCACCCGUGGAACAGUAAGCCGCUGCUAUCAAGGAUCGAACUGUAAGAUACGAAACUGUUUCCUACUUGAUUUAAAUGACAAUGAAAGAGUGUUUCUAUCUCUAUCAAACGCCAGAUUUUGCACACAUCAAAGCUAUUUAAAAAAAAAAAAAAAACAUGUUUUCAAAGUGGUAAUAAUGUACUAAGAUUUAAUCAAGAGUCAAACCAGAGGAUCUAUGAUGUAAAAAUUAGUCUUUAUUUGACAUCAGCACAAAGAGAAUAAUAUACAUGAUGGACUUUAUGAAACCAAAAUCUGAUACCAGAUGUAUAGUUUAUUAUAAAGGUACAGUAUGUGUGUGGCAGAAGGCAGCACUGCAGGCCUGGAAACACGUGUCAGAAACACGUGGGCACGCAAGGAGAAUUAUGAC